Molecule: messenger RNA, 4326 nt
Organism: Wyeomyia smithii (pitcher-plant mosquito)
Lineage: Eukaryota; Metazoa; Arthropoda; Insecta; Diptera; Culicidae
Gene: Ptpmeg
Product: tyrosine-protein phosphatase non-receptor type 4
Exons: 10
Coding region: 693-3851 (1052 amino acids)
Biological process (GO): protein dephosphorylation
Cellular component (GO): cytoskeleton
Molecular function (GO): protein binding; protein tyrosine phosphatase activity
Source: RefSeq, a predicted model, not a curated record
GCAGUCAUCCAGUGAGCAAAAAAGUCUCUGUACGCCCCUUUUUCGUAGACAUUCGGUCGGUCGUCCGCUGUGAUUUAUUGCAAAUUUCUUUUCAAAAAGUGUAUUUUUCUCAGCUAAACUAGUGCCACAUCCUUAAUAACGCUUAGUAAUACUAGAUUCGCGAAUAGUUGAACGGUUUCAUGCAGUGCUAGCUGUGUUUUCCGCUUUUUCUGCACAUCCUGUCUAUGGUUAGCAUUUUUUUCCUUGUCUCGUUUUGUUCUACUUUGGCUGGCUGUUAAUCGUGUUGAAUCCCCCAAAAAGGGUCAUUUUCGCUCGUGCGUGUUUUGGUUUUUAUUCGUUCAAUCAUUGGCGACCCGCUCGGCACAACAGAAAAUCACCGUUAACCGUGCGGGGUAUUGUAUGCCAGAAACUAGUUACGCAUACUACCUGUUAGCUGCUUAUUAACCGAAAGCUGUUCUGCGAGAUAGUCUUUUUUUUUUGCUUAAUCCUGCACCUGCAUUGCCGGGACGAACGUAAGCGUUGGAUUACUCAUCGUGUUGAUGCUGCUGAGUGCGGAGAUUUUUUUUCCAUCUCGCUUGUGUUUGUGUGCUGUUAAGCUCGCGCAAUAAAUCCAUCAACAAGCGGACCGAUAUCUACUGCCUACUGCUGCUGCUGGAACGCUCUUUUCGGUGCGAUAACAACGAUGGCCAGCGAUGCUUGAGCGGGUCCGAUUGGGUGGCUUCAGUGGUUCGUACAAAGUAAGAAGUGCCGAGCUGGCGCGCGACAGGAAAGUCCCAACCAAAGCGGUGACCGUUCUGUUUCUCGAUGAAAGCACCCACACCUUCCAGCUAGAGAAGAAGGCGAAGGGAGCCGAUCUUCUCGAGCAGGUCUUCCGGCAUCUGGAACUUACCGAACGGGACUACUUUGGGCUGCAGUUUCAACCAAAAUGUGGUACAGGCACAAGCGGAAACAGCUCUACCAGCGGAGUAAAUGGCGGUAACAGCGUCAAGAGCAGUAGUAACUCGGAAUCGGCAACAGCGGGUUCGGGCCGAUGGUUGGAUCCGAACAAACCCUUUCGGAAACAAUGGAAUUCUGUGCGCCUCUCGGGGGACUCCAGUCCGACGCUUGCCUUCCGGGUAAAAUUUUAUGUAACCGAUCCGAGCCGAUUACACGAAGAGUAUACGAGAUACCAGUUCUAUCUGCAGAUAAAACGGGAUAUUUUUCAGGGCAAACUGCCAGUAGGUUUAAAUACCGCCUGUCUGCUCGCUAGUUACACAGUGCAGUCUGAGCUGGGCGACUACAAUCCUCUGGAUCACACAUACGGAUAUCUUAGUGAAAUGCAGCUGCUGACUGAGCAGAACGAAGAAACCGAACGGCGGAUAUCAGAACUGCACAAGCUUCACCGGGGGCAGUUACCGGCGGAUGCCGAAUAUAACUAUCUCGAGCAUGCCAAACGGUUAGACAUGUACGGAAUAGACUUUCACAGAGCGACGGAUUCAACCGGUAAAGAACUGAAUCUGGGCGUUUCGUCCAUAGGAUUGCUAGUCUACCAAAAUGGUAUUCGCGUCAAUACCUUUUCCUGGUCUAAGAUGGUUAAGGUGUCAUUCAAACGAAAAGAUUUCUUCAUUCAACUGCGACGUGAACCGUCGGAAAACUACGACACGCUGCUCGGUUUCAGUAUGGGUUCACAUCGUAACGCGAAAACACUAUGGAAAGCGUGUGUUGAGCAUCACUCGUUUUUCAGACUGCAAAGACCGCACCGUUCACCGCGAUUCCUGCCAUUAACCUUAGGUUCUAAAUUUCACUAUUCCGGCCGCACCGAGCUGCAAGCCGUCCAGGAGAGCAGAGAGCGUGGCAAGGUUGCCAAAAUUUUUAUACGGUCACCGAGCAAACGAUUGCUGUGUCCUUCCCAGCCACAGUCCCCACUGUUGAACGGAUCCAGCAACGAAGGCAGCAAUGGAAAUGGCGCGAGCAACAAGAACCAACUAUCGCUUCUAUCGCUCACGAAAGCCACCCGUACGUACGAUAAAGUUACUUCGAAAACACCAUCGAUUCCACGGAAGGCCUGGGAACAGCAGGGCGAUGAUCCUACUUUCAUCGAACACUGCGGUCGAACGUACGACGCCCAGAUUCCGAACAUGUUCGACUCGCCGCCAGCGUACAAUGGCAUCAACAAUCCGGAAAACACCGUCCCCAACGAGGAGGGACUGGUCACUAUCCGGCUGGCGGCAGACGAACAGGGACGCUUCGGUUUCAACGUGAAGGGUGGCGUCGAUCUUAACCUUCCGGUACAGGUUUCACGGGUGGCACCGCACACACCGGCAGACAGAAGCACGCCGCGGAUCUGCGAGGGCGAUCAGCUGGUGAUGAUCAACGGGCGCGAUGUGAGCACCAUGAUGCACGAACAGGUUGUGAAUUUAAUACGAGCUUCCCGACAAGGGGGUGAGCUGAUGCUCACGUUAAAACCGAAUGCCUUAGUCGACUAUACGGAGGAGGAACCACUGUAUCAGUACGUUCCAGAGGAGAAUGAUAUGCGGGGAGAAUUGAACGGCGAUCAGCUGUUUACACAAUCGCUGCUUUUAUUGAGCGACGGAUUGGCGUCCGGCUCUUUGCUGGCGCAGUACGAACAAUUGUACAGGAAAAAUUCUGACCUAGCUAUCACGGAAGCUAGGAAGAAUGAAAACAUGAAUAAAAAUCGCUAUCGUGAUAUUUCGCCUUACGAUUGUACCCGUGUAGUACUGCUGAAUGCGGAAAGCGGUGACUACAUCAACGCAAACUACGUCAACAUGGAAAUCCCGCCAACGGGGACAAUCAAUCGGUACAUCGCAACCCAAGGGCCGCUCUCGACUACUGUCAACGAUUUCUGGCGAAUGGUUCAGCAGGAAAGCAGCCACUUAGUGGUAAUGCUUACCACCGUGAUGGAACGAGGUCGCCCCAAAUGCCAUCAAUACUGGCCAUCGGCCGACGAGGAACCGCUAGCCCUGUCGGAAGGGUUUUCCAUCAAAUGCAUCACCGAGAAACCGGACGAAACGGGAAGUUUCGUGUUUCGAGAUCUAGUACUGACCGAUGAAAAGACAGCCGAGAUUAGAACUAUUCAGCACAUGCAGUAUCUAGCCUGGCCCGAUCAUGGUGUUCCUGCUAAUCCGGAACUGUUCCUUCAGUUUACCGAAAAAGUGCGGGCCGCUCGAAAUACCACCCUUUUACAGGAAAUCGAAGCCAGCUUGAAAAACGUAAAACUACGAACGAUGGACGAGAACGGCGGGUUGGAUAUGUCCGAGCGACGCAUCGUUCACACCGAUAGCGACGAAAGUCCGAAUGAUAUGCCAUCCUCAACCUCGGUGCAUCAAUACAUCAGCGCUGCCAAUCCACCAAUUAUUGUUCAUUGUUCCGCUGGUAUCGGACGAACGGGCGUGUUAAUCCUGAUGGACACCGCCUUGGCACUGAUGGAGGAAAAGGAGCCAAUCUAUCCGUUGGACAUCGUACAGGCUAUGCGAGAUCAACGCGCCUGCAUGGUGCAAAAUGUGAGUCAGUAUCGUUUCGUGUGCGAAUGCAUUUGUGCAGCUUACAAAAAUAUGAUAACCAGAGAGACAGCGGAAUCGAAGCCGACUUUAGCCGGGGUCAAAACUCCGACUACCACGACUUUGAAGUUCGUUGCCACUACCAAUGGUGCUGGGGGAGGUUUGGUGGGUAAUUCUUCUUCCGGCGAGGAAGACACAUCGCCCAUCGAUGAUGAAUCAAGGGCAGGCAGAAAGGCACCACUAGCCGUAGCGACUACUAGUCUGACGACGACACCGACCACCAAUAACAUUACGCCAACCAACAGCAAUGAGGAGACACCGAAACCUACGGCCAGCGUGAACGUUAGCACUUGAUUAGAAACCGUGGUCUAGGUUCCGACCUAGAUUUAUAUAUUUUUGACGAAAAAGGAUUUUAACCGUAUGUUUAAGUUCAAUAUUUACGUAAUCGUAUUAUCCCCGUGUCUUGUCCGUAGAUUUACGACUGACAGUUACAUAUUUAUGAAAAGCUAUUCCUAGUUUGCCCCCAACAGUAAUUAUCACAAACAAACACACACACAUAAUCGUAUACUCCUAAGUGGUUGUAACAACAAUUUUCAUAAGAUUAUUCUAGCAGUGUUAAAUACAUUAAAUACGAAUCGUCAUUAUCACUUUCAAUCGAUUAGUAGAGUAAACUCAAGUAGACUGUAAUUACACAGCUGUAUGUAGGUUCUCAAUCCGGUGUAUGUUUCCUCUGAUUAUUUACGUUAGCAGCCAGAAGCCAUUUUUUCGUAACUCCUACAAUCGACUUUUCAGCUCCGAUUUGAUGUUAAUAUAAAUCUUUGCGUAUUAA